Molecule: messenger RNA, 1521 nt
Organism: Salvia miltiorrhiza (redroot sage)
Lineage: Eukaryota; Viridiplantae; Streptophyta; Magnoliopsida; Lamiales; Lamiaceae
Exons: 8
Coding region: 159-1232 (357 amino acids)
Biological process (GO): DNA damage response
Molecular function (GO): single-stranded DNA binding
Source: RefSeq, a predicted model, not a curated record
UCCAAAUGACGCGUUUUAUCAGCACCUCGGAUUAACGAUAGAUCCAACGGCCGAUCUUCACUCUCAGCGUUACGAAAAUUUCUACUUCAUUUCUUCCCGCUUUGAAUCGCGAAAAACCCUCGAAACCAAAGCCCGCGAAAGAGGGGAAAGAGCAAUCGAUGUGUGGAAGAGGAAGGUGUACUCUGCGGCCCGAUGAUUUUUCUCGGGCCUGCCAUCUCAGCUCUCGGCCAGUCCGCCACAUCGAUAUGGAUCGGUAUCGGCCCUCGUACAACGUCGCGCCGGGGUUCAACGUGCCGGUGGUUCGACGAGACGACGGAGGAGAUGGCGGCGGCGACGGCGUCGUUUCGCACUGCAUGAAAUGGGGACUGGUUCCCAGCUUUACUAAGAAGACUGAUAAAAUCGACCACUUUAGGAUGUUCAAUGCGAGGUGUGAAUCGAUAAGAGAAAAGGCUUCCUUUCGUCGACUUCUUCCAAAGAACAGGUGUUUGGUGUCUUUUGAAGGAUUCUAUGAAUGGAAGAAGGACGGAUCUAAAAAGCAGCCUUACUACAUACACUUCAAGGAUGGCCGUCCAUUGGUUUUCGCUGCUCUAUUCGAUUCUUGGAAAAAUGCAGAAGGAGAAACUCUCUACACCUUCACCAUCAUCACAACUUCAUCCUCGUCGUCUCUGGCAUGGCUUCAUGAUAGGAUGCCUGUGAUCUUGGGGAGCAAAGAAUCAACUGAUUGGUGGCUCAGUGAUUCUUCUUUGUCCAAUCUUGACAAUAUACUCAAACCAUAUGAAGAAACAGAUUUGGCCUGGUAUACUGUGACACCUGCAAUUGGCAAAAUUUCUUUCGAUGGACCCGAGUGCGUUAAGGAGGUAAAAAUGGAGGAGACCAAGACAAUCUCGCAGUUUUUCUCAAAGAAACAAGCAUGCAAAUCGGAGGAGCAAAAACUUGAGAAAACACCGAUCAAGGAAGAGCUUCAGGAACAUCGAUCUACGCUUGAAAGUGCUGCAAUGAAGGAUGAAGCUAGUGUGAUGGAAGAACCGGAAAAGGGCAAGGUGGAUGAAAGUAAUGAGCGAAAAUGUGUGAAAGAGGAACCUCAUAGCCCAGAAGAAUCUGAUACGGAGAUAGACAGCAGCGACACGAAAAACACAGAUCACGCGAAGCCAUCUGCUAAAGAUACUGAUAGGCUACUUAUGAGUCCAGUCAAGAAAAGAAGAAAGGGGGCUGACGACAAACAAGUGGGAUAAGGUGCGAACGAUAAACAACCAACUCUCUUUUCCUACUUUGGCAAGAACUAAUGAUCAGUUGCUCUGUAGUUUUGUUGUAUUAGCACAUCUAAUGUACAUAAAAAGCUCAUGUAGAAUACUAGCUAGAACUCGAAGAUCUGAACUAGGGUUAGACUGCUUAAUCACAAGAAUAGAAGCACUAGAAAUUUUGUGUUGUAAUCACCAACCAUCAUCAAUUAAGGCUGUUCUUGAACUUGAUGGUUUGGUGUUUCUCUAGUUAUAUCUAAUUCUUGAAGCAGUGUUUUGAUCA